This is a messenger RNA of Mytilus californianus (California mussel), 898 nucleotides long. RefSeq lists its product as uncharacterized. The transcript is spliced from 3 exons. NCBI's taxonomy places the organism in Eukaryota, Metazoa, Mollusca, Bivalvia, Mytilida, Mytilidae. The record is from RefSeq and is a predicted model, not a curated record. The coding region runs from base 131 to 523 and encodes 130 amino acids.
AUAAAGUACCAGGGAGCGUUACAGGGUGAAGGUUGUUGACACAAUCCUUGAUUUAGAUGUAACCAAGAAUAAAGAAACAAUAACCAAUAUUACAAGUUUUUACAACUUUAGAUUUGAGAGCAGUCAUUUGAUGAUGUGGCAGACAUACAAUAUUGAUGAAGGAAAGCUUGUGACUUUAAAAUCAACAAAGAAUUCCGUGCAGUUAAAAGUACUCAAUGACUGGACAGAGAUGUCUUUUAAUGACCUCAUUACUGAAGGAACAGAACAGGCUUCAAAACAACAGAAGCAGACAUUCAUUUGUUCUAUGGAUGGCUGCAUUCAAGAGUUCAAGAACCAGAUUAGUCUUGAUCAACACCUCCUUCAAGGCAGCUGUGAAUAUAAGCUAGAGAAAGGCCCAUUUGAAGAUCAGGCAAAAGUUCUAUAUGCCCAAAAGCUGUCAAAUAAUGUACAUCAUUGUCCUGAUAUGCAAGCAGUCUUACUAGAAAACGCAUGUACUACAGACUUGAGUGCCAAAGAAAUGUGAUGGGCAUUGAAAGUGAAAAAGAAAAAGAUUUUAUUAUUUAUUAGCAUCAAACAGAAAGAAUUCAUGACGGAUUUAUUUUAUUUAUCUUGAAAGGAUGCAAGAAGCAGCCAUAUUGGAUUCAACGACAUUAUAUUUUCCCAAUAAAUAGGCGAAACAGAAAAAAAACGCCUACCUUAAACUACUUUUUAAUAGCUUAUAUCCAAAUUUGAAGCGUAAACAAAGCCCCAAAACAUACUAUGUUACAGUUUUACACUUGAAGUAUUCAUAUGAAGUCAUGAUGUUGCUAUGAAGUUUAUGUGCCAAAGAGGUCAACAAAAUUUUGUGGAAUUUUUAUUUUAAGCCACUAUAUGUCCAAAUAAAAAACAGAAACAAUAU